AUGCUCCCAUCCCAGGAGGUCACACCAGGGCUGGAUGAGGCCACCUCACCUCCAGCCACAGCAGCCAGCAUCUCUCGGGAUACAGGCAGCUCUGUGAAGCUGGCAGCAGCCUCAGCCAGCCCUGCCACUGCCCUCCCCGGGGUCCCCCACCCCACAGCCACAGAGGGUGUCAGGAUGGUGGCCCCACCGCCUGCAGACCCCCCAAGCACAUCCUCAGUAAAGGUUACCUUUUCUUCUGCCACCGUUGGCAUCGGCGAGGCUACAGAGCCAGGGACACGUGCCUUAUCCAAUGCUGACCACAACGCCUUGCAGGACCCCCCUGCACCCCCUGCUCAGAUGCCUCCAGACCUUUCACCCCAGCUCCCCGCUGGUGCUGUGCCGGGCACAGGAGAGACGCUUCGCCCCAGCCGCAGCAUGGCCCCCGGCACUGCUGGAGAUGGGCUGCCUGGAGCCAAUGCCGUCACCCACCCCCAGGCCACUGCACUAGCUCCAGGCACACCAGCUAUGGCGAUGGAUGUCAUUGCUGCAGAGCACGUCCCCGGUCUGUCAUUCCCAGCUCUGGGAAGCACCAGCGCUGAGCUGGUGUCCGUCAGGAGUGAGUCCAGCACCAGAGCCACAGCAGGCACCACUUCCCUGGAGACCAAGGCCAGCUCAGUGGGGCUCAGCAUGAGGCUGUCGCCCAGUGCAGCUCCUGAUGGCCCUGGUGGUCCCUCUCUGGGGCCCUUUGCACAUUCGACGGGGCCUCUGCUCCCCCAGACCCCCUCAGCAGGCCCUGGGGCCACCACAGCAGAGAUGGCUGCAGGCGGAUCCCCUCCAGCCAGCCCCAGCAUGGCCACAUCCUUGUCCCUCACGAGUGGCGGUGGAGCAAAGCCAGACGGGGCCCCUCGAGCUGCUGCUGCACCAACAUCUUCCCUCGGCGUGUAUGGCAUCGGGACUGGGCCAGCUGCCCAUCCAUCCUCCCUCAUUAGCAACACUCCAAUUAGUGAAGCAGGGAUGGGAACAGCAUCGUUGGCCAGUGGCAACGCCACCACAAUGCUGUGGGACACUGGAGCCACCCUGGCUGUGUCUGAUGCAUCUCCCUGA
Molecule: messenger RNA, 1083 nt
Organism: Pygoscelis adeliae (Adelie penguin)
Lineage: Eukaryota; Metazoa; Chordata; Aves; Sphenisciformes; Spheniscidae
Product: early nodulin-like protein 2
Exons: 1
Coding region: 1-1083 (360 amino acids)
Source: RefSeq, a predicted model, not a curated record